AUGGCCGAGCCCAUUCCCAACAAGCGUGCGGGUGCCGACCCUAUCGCGCCUACACCCCAGAACACACCGGCACAGCAUGCCCCCAUCACUUCGCAUGCCCAACAGCCUGGUGUUGACAGUAUCAAGGAGGAGGAUUUCACCGCCGCUUCCAUCUUUGCUCAAAACCCCAAGCUCGUUCAGAUGAUCCAAGGCCGUCUUGGCACAUUGGUCGGUCGCUCCUCGGGCUACAUCGAGUCAUUGCCUCCCCAAGUGAAGCGCCGGGUGGCUGGCCUGAAGGGUAUCCAAAAGGAACACUCUAAGCUCGAGGCCGAAUUUCAAGAGGAGGUCCUUGAGCUGGAGAAGAAGUACUUCGCCAAGUUUACCCCGCUGUACCAGAAGCGUUCUGCCAUCGUUAACGGCUCAACGGAGCCAACCGAGUCCGAGAUCGAGGCCGGCGAGGAGAGUGACGACGUCGAUGAGGAGGGCGAGAAGAAGAAGGAGACCAAGACGGAAGAGACAGCUGCCAGCGAGGCUUCUGAUGUCAAGGGUAUCCCAGAGUUCUGGCUGUCCGCCAUGAAGAACCAGAUUUCUCUGGCCGAGAUGAUCACCGAUCGCGACGAGCAGGCUCUCAAGCAUCUGACUGAUAUCCGGAUGGAGUACCUCGACAAACCCGGCUUCCGCCUGAUCUUCGAGUUUUCGGAGAACGAGUUUUUCAGCAAUAAGACCAUCUCCAAGACUUACUACUACCAGAAUGAGUCCGGCUACGGUGGUGAUUUUAUCUACGACCACGCCGAGGGUGACAAGAUUGAGUGGAAGGGUGACGACAAGGAUUUGACUGUGCGCGUCGAGCAGAAGAAGCAGCGAAACAAGAACACCAAGCAAACACGGAUCGUUAAGAAGACCGUGCCUACCGAGUCUUUCUUCAACUUCUUCUCGCCACCGAAGGCACCUACCGAGGAGGAUGACGACGCAGCCUCAGACAUCGAGGACCGUCUCGAGCUGGACUACCAGCUUGGUGAGGACAUCAAGGAGAAGCUGAUCCCCAGGGCGAUUGACUGGUUUACUGGUGAGGCUCUUGCCUUCGAGGAGAUGGACGAGGACGACAUGGAGGACGACUUUGAAGAUGAGGACGAUGAUGAUGACCUUAGCGAGGAUCACGAUGACGACGAGGAGUCUGAUGACGACGAUGAUGAUGCUUCCAAGCCGAAGCAGGAGGCCGCCGAGUGCAAGCAGAGCUAG
Molecule: messenger RNA, 1218 nt
Organism: Pyricularia pennisetigena
Lineage: Eukaryota; Fungi; Ascomycota; Sordariomycetes; Magnaporthales; Pyriculariaceae
Exons: 5
Coding region: 1-1218 (405 amino acids)
Biological process (GO): nucleosome assembly
Cellular component (GO): nucleus; chromatin
Molecular function (GO): chromatin binding; histone binding
Source: RefSeq, a predicted model, not a curated record